Molecule: messenger RNA, 1536 nt
Organism: Recurvomyces mirabilis
Lineage: Eukaryota; Fungi; Ascomycota; Dothideomycetes; Mycosphaerellales; Teratosphaeriaceae
Exons: 2
Coding region: 1-1536 (511 amino acids)
Molecular function (GO): oxidoreductase activity
Source: RefSeq, a predicted model, not a curated record
AUGGCGUGGCCGAAUCCUUUCUACAGGCGGACGGAGAACACGAGGACAUGUUGGGGUUACACCUUCGAGCUUUCCCCCGAGCAUCUCACGCCGGAGGAAUGCGAACCGCUGAAACAUUCUUAUGAUGUCCUGGGUGAACGAGUUCUGGAUCGAUUGAAUGAGUUGAGUCCGCCGCCGAAGAAGGAUUUGCCGAGGGGGAAUAGUAGGUUUGUGGAUGCUAAGAUUGUCGUGGGGCAGGAGGUGCAUGUUGAUGGGACGAGUAAGGCGGGUGACGGUGGCGGUGGGAAUCGCGGCGGUGGAGAGGAAGGGGAGGAGGGGGAGAAGAAGCCAGAGGCUAAGAAAGAGCUCCCAAGAGAUCUGUAUGUGAUAUUGCAGGAUCAUCUGGAUAAAGAUGAGUUACUACAGCGCUUCUGGAAAGAGGUCACGACUGUACCGGACUGGGUCGACUGGGAGCAGAUUCGCCGAGGUCAGGAUGUCUUCUACCGCUACGGUGCGGCGAACCUCACCGGUCUGGCGUAUCAGAGUUUGUUGGGUGGCAUGGGCGCAGCGCGAGUAGUAGAGACUCUAGCACGAACGGGAGGCUUCUCGACGAAAGUCGCCCGAGGAAGGUUGUUUGAGACGACACAGCAUAUACUGCAGUGUACGAAGAGCGUGGAAAGUCUACAACCAGGAGGGGAUGGCUUUGCCUCUACGAUAAGAGUUCGACUACUACAUGCCGCUGUGCGGAAGAGGAUCUAUAAAUUAGCGGAGAGCAGGCCGAGCUAUUACGAUACCCAAGCCUGGGGAAUCCCGAUUAACGAUCUCGACAGCAUGGGCACCAUCUCCACCUUUUCCGCCACACUGAUCUGGCUCUCCCUCCCCCGUCAAGGCAUCUGGCUCCGUCAACAGGAGAUAGAGGAUUAUAUAGCGCUGUGGCGCUACAUCGCACACGUCAUCGGCUGUCCGACCGAGAGCUUCGCCACUCCGGCCCAGGCGAAGAGGAUGAUGGAGGCGCUGUUGCUAUACGAGAUCCAUCCGACGGAGACGAGUAAGAUCUUGGCGAACAACAUCAUCAAAUCCCUCCAACACCAGCCUCCCGGCUACGCCUCCCCAGAUUUCCUCACCGCUUCCGCUCGCUGGCUCAAUGGCAACGACCUCUGCGAUGAACUCGGCCUGAUGCGCCCGUCGGUCUACUACUGGGCGCUCAUGGCCGGGCAAUGCCUCUUCUUCUGCUUGUUCGCCUAUACAUACCGACUCGUGCCCAGCUGGGACCGCAAGCAUAUUGACAUGUUGAAGCGGGCGUUCUGGCAAAUCAUCGUCAAUACGAAGUAUGGAUUGAAAGGGGAGGAGGCGCGGUUCGAGUUCAAGUAUGUUCCCGAAUUCGAGACGAUUACGGAGAUGGGGGAGGGGAGUGUGCAGGGGAAGGAUGACGCGGGGAUUGAGAGGAGGAAUUUCAGGACGUUUGUUGGGGCGGUGGUUGUGUUGGGGGUGGGCUCGUUCGUGGGGUUCAAGAUCGCGGGCGGUGUUGUUAAGGGCGUGUUGGGGUUGUUUGGGUGA